CCCCGCCCAUUGGUGGGGCGAGUGGGAGGUGGUGAUUGGGCAAGGGGGCGACGGUGCCAUGGCUGAGUCCGGGGCGACCAAGAGACAACGGAUGGCGAGUGUGUUGCAGCAGCUCAAGGAGAUGACCGUGGUCGUGGCCGACACCGGCGACUUCAACGCCAUUGAAGCAUACAAACCACAAGAUGCCACAACCAACCCUUCACUCAUUCUUGCCGCCUCUCAGAUGCCAGCUUAUGCAAAGCUGUUGGAUGAUGCUAUUGAAUAUGGAAAGAAACUCGGAGGAUCUGAUAAAGAAAAGAUGUCCAAUGUCAUGGACAAAUUGUAUAUCAAUUUUGGCGUGGAAAUUCUGAAGAAAAUCCCAGGCAGAGUGUCUACUGAAGUUGAUGCAAGACUGUCAUAUGACAAAGAUGCCAUGAUUGCAAAGGCCCAACAUUUAAUUCAGAUGUACAAGGAUGCAGGGAUCAACAAGGACCGGGUUCUCAUCAAACUUUCCAGCACCUGGGAAGGAAUUCAGGCUGGCAAAUCCCUCGAGGCACAGUGUGGCAUCCAUUGCAACAUGACACUGCUCUUCUCCUUCGCUCAGGCCGUUGCCUGCGCCGAGGCUGGAGCGACGCUCAUUUCCCCGUUUGUGGGGCGUAUUCUGGACUGGCAUGUGGCCAACACUGAUAAGAAAACCUACAGACCAUGUGAAGAUCCAGGUGUAGUAAGUGUAACAAAUAUCUACAACUACUAUAAAAAGUUUGGGUACAAGACCAUUAUCAUGGGAGCUUCCUUCCGUAACACCGGUGAAAUCAAAGCACUGGCAGGCUGCGACUAUCUGACAAUCUCUCCAAAAUUGCUGGAAGAACUCAGCAAAGACACUGAAAAACUGACUCCUGCUUUGUGUGCUAAAAAGGCUGAAGGACUUAAAAUAGAAAAAGUUGAAAUGAAUGAGCAGAAGUUUCGUUGGUCUCACAAUGAGGACCAGAUGGCAGUGGAAAAGUUAUCUGACGGGAUCCGCAAGUUUGCUGCUGAUGCUGUUAAGCUGGAAAGCAUGCUUAAGGAACGGGUGUUCGGUGCCAAGAAUGGAUGCUAGGAAGUCUCUCGCACACUUGGAUCAUUUUGAAUCACGUAGUUUGAUUGAAAAUUUGCUUUACUUUCUUUUUGACCAAUUGUGUAAAAGGAACACAAUACAUUAUGUAUUGGUGUAUCCAGAAUUGGACCACUUAACUCAGGCUUGUGCAUUUUGGAGCAACUCUUUCUAAUAAAUACAUCAUCACACCAA
Molecule: messenger RNA, 1264 nt
Organism: Amblyraja radiata (thorny skate)
Lineage: Eukaryota; Metazoa; Chordata; Chondrichthyes; Rajiformes; Rajidae
Gene: taldo1
Product: transaldolase 1
Exons: 8
Coding region: 59-1075 (338 amino acids)
Biological process (GO): pentose-phosphate shunt, non-oxidative branch; carbohydrate metabolic process; pentose-phosphate shunt
Cellular component (GO): intracellular anatomical structure; cytoplasm
Molecular function (GO): transaldolase activity
Source: RefSeq, a predicted model, not a curated record